CGGCGGGGCCGGGCCGGGGGCGCUGCGGGUGCUGCUGCCGCCACGCACCGGGGGCCGCCGGGGGGUCCCGGCUCCGGGGGCUCCUCGCCAGCGGCGAGCGCGCGGCACCGGCCCGGCCGAGAGGCGUCGUCGGCGCGGCGCGACUGGAUCGCUCCUUGCCGCGGCGGCUGCCAAGGGACCGUCGCCGUCUCGUCGCCUCAGCGCCGCUGUCUGGGCCCGGCCCGCGCCGCCGCCCGCCUUACCUUUCGUCCCUGGCCAGGCCUGCGGGAUGUUCAUCUUAAAGAUUCUGUGAAGAUGAAAAGUGGUAUCUUAUGGCUUUUUGAAAUAUAAAGCAAUACUGUCUGACAUGACGGCAAAAAAUGUUGGUGUGACUUCCACAAAUGGAGACUUGAAAGGAUUUAUAGAUCAGAACCAGAGUCCAACAAAAGGUAAUAUUUCAGUGAUCGCAUUGCCAGUUUCCAGCACCAACUCUCCGACUAAGAUUUUGCCAAAAACCUUGGGACCAAUCAAUGUGAAUGUUGGACCCCAAAUGAUCAUAAGCACACCACAGAGACUGACCAGUUCAGGGAGUGUUCUGAUUGGGAGUCCGUAUAACGCAGCUCCAGCAAUGGUCACACAGACACACAUAACAGAAGCUUCCGGCUGGGUCCCAGGGGAGCGAAAACGGACUCAAGAAAUUAUAGAGUCAGAUUUUUCAGAAAGUAAGAGAAGCAAGAAAGGAGAUAAAAAUGGGAAGGGUCUGAGGCAUUUUUCAAUGAAAGUUUGUGAAAAAGUUCAACGUAAAGGAACAACUUCAUACAACGAAGUAGCUGAUGAACUCGUAUCAGAAUUCACAAAUUCUAACAGCCACCUAGCAACAGAUUCACAGGCUUAUGAUCAGAAAAAUAUUAGACGGAGAGUUUACGAUGCCCUCAACGUCCUGAUGGCAAUGAACAUAAUUUCAAAGGAGAAGAAGGAAAUUCGAUGGAUUGGCCUUCCUACAAACUCAGCUCAGGAAUGUCAGAAUCUAGAGAUAGAAAAACAGAAGCGGAUUGAAAGGAUAAAACAGAAGCGAGCCCAAUUGCAAGAACUGCUACUGCAGCAAAUAGCAUUUAAAAACUUGGUACAAAGAAAUCAGCAAAAUGAACAGCAAAAUCAAGGCCCUCCAUCUUUGACCUCCACAAUACAGCUGCCUUUCUUAAUAGUCAACACUAGCAAAAGAACAAUUAUAGACUGCAGCAUAUCAAGUGAUAAAUUUGAAUACCUCUUUAAUUUUGAUAACACUUUUGAGAUUUAUGAUGACAGCGAGGUGCUGAAAAGAAUGGGAAUGUCCUUUGGGCUUGAGGCAGGCAAAUGCUCAGCUGAGGACCUAAGAACCGCAAAAUCACUGGUGCCAAAAGCUUUAGAAAGCUACAUCACAGAUAUGUCUGCAGGAUUUUCAUGGAUAAACCAAGGGUUCCUUUCAAGUCCAGCACAAGCAGUUUCCCAUUUCGAGGCAGCUGGAGGCACUUAUGAUGCUAAAUCAAGUGAGAAUCCAGGGUUCUGUUUGGAUGCUGAAGUGGCCUUAGCAACUGGGCAGCUUCUUGCCCCUAGCAGUCAGCAGUCCAGCAGUGCAGCAUCCCGGGGGGAGACGCCCUGUUCCUUCAACGAGGAGGAUGAAGAGGAUGAAGAUGAGGAUUCUUCCUCCCCAGAAUGAGGACAGUAGAAAAUGGAAUAUACAAAAUGCUGCUCAAAUAUUCUUAAUGGGAGUUCCUGUUUGGAUUUUACUGGUUUCUUGCCUUGGUUUGCACUGUGUUCGGUGAACCAAAAUGGAAGCUUCAAAACAAGUUUAUCCAUAGCUGAAAUUGAAGAAUUGUAUAACUGAACACAGAGUGACAUGCAAAGGCAGAGCAAAGUGGGUUUUAUAAACUAUAAACAAGGAAAAGAACAAAGUCCCUGGACAUGUGGCAAAGUAAACCUUAAAUUCAUCUUUUCCAUUUUGGGACUCAAGUCUCUGUCUUCCCCUUGUCUUUUUCAGAUGGAGAAGAAAACAGUCAGUCAGUAAAAGCCAAUGCUUGCAUUGUCUUUUGGCCCUGCUGCCUUUAGAAAAAGGGGGAGCGAGCACAUGCAAAUGUGCUGAACUCGUUAUUUAAAACUAUCUUGUAUGAAAGUGGUUAUAGGGAAAAGGGGCUGUUAAAAUGUUUGCUUUUUUUGUGUUCAACUUGCUGUAUAGAAGAUUCUUAAAGUAAUAUAAAUUGCAAGUGAUUAAAUGAAUCUUGAAAUAGUUUAUAUCCAUUUUAGAUACUCUAAAAGUAACAUUAGUAUAAAAGGUUCAUACGUUCAUUUAUAUUGCAGGCCUAAUUUAUUAUAAGUGAUUAUUCUUAGCCAUUAUUAAAACAGUCAGGAAACAAACAGUAUUCUCUGCACCAGCUUUUUUCAAAGAAAGUAAGUAAAAAAUUGUAUUUCUAGAUUAAAGCAUAUUCAGCGUAGCUUCUCCUUUACUGUUCUAACUUUAUAUAAUCCCUUUGAUGUUAGAGCAUGUCUUGUUUGUUUUAAAAAGGCCUCCCACCAUGUUAAAGAUCUCAGGCAGCAUGUUUUCAAGGCAGUCCUUUCAAAUUUGGGGUGGGCAAGUCACAUAACUUUUAAGGUCAUAGGCUGAGGUUCUUAGGGGAAAAAAAUAAAAUUUCAACAAUACAUCAUCUCAUGUUUUGCAUUCUGGUCAGCUUGGAUUCUGACAGACUUUCUGAUCAGUAACUUCAGUUGCACUUACCUUGAUGCACCUUUGAAAGUUGUAUCAAACCACUAAAAAUAAUCUGGCUCAAGUUACUCAACACAUACCCCAUGUAAAUUGUUAAAUUAGACUUGCAGCAGGAGACUGUGUUUUCCAUAGCUAACAUCACAUCCAAUCAUUAAGACCUGUAAAGAAAACCUUGAAUAUCAAUGCCAAAUACACUGUAGAUGUACUCUUCCCGUGGUGUUCCAGUGUCCAGGACUUUGCCUAGCCUCUCUUUUUCAUGAGGUGAAUCUUCCCAGUUUUUGCACUGUCUCUAGGAGGUUGCCCCAUGUCUCAGCUGUGUGAGGCAGCUGUCCUGGCUCUGUUCCUGUGCUGGGGCAUGGGGCAGCUUGUGCUGUGGCUCACCUGAGCAAUGGCAACAGCUACCCCUGGGCUGCUGGCAGCAUCACUCACAGCCUGGGCUGUGUCCAUGUCAUGUCUUACAGCCAAACCUGCACUCACUCAGGCCAGCAAGAUCCGAAAGUACCAAGCCUGAGCUACAGAGAGAAAAUGAGGCUCCAGCUCAAGAACUGUGCAGGAAUUAGCAGAGGGCUGGCUGCUCCCAUGACAGGUAAAACUGUCAGGAGUAGACAAGCACCACCCCAUGUUUACAUUACAAACUAAAGCAUCAGAUAGAAAUGUCUCACAGAUAGUUCAAACUCCUGCACCUGAGGAGUACCGUGCACCAGAAUGUAGGCAGGGCUCUUGACUGAGCUAUCUGUUUUACACAAAUGAAUGGUAAAUGCACAACUCAAAUGCCUACCAUGGUAUUCACCCUUGGGGCAAGACUGUUAAGACCAUCCUGUGCUCAUGGCUCACAGGGAACAGCAGACUGAGGCUUUACACCCCCUCACUUCCACUGAAUCUGUAACACUACCUCAAUACCAGAAAAGCUUUACAGAAACAAAAGAAUAUUCUUGCUGAGAGUCAGUGCAUUGAGCCAAGUGUCUCACUUUUGAAAUAGGGGAAGAAGGGAACAGGUACUCCACAUAUAUUACUAUGGAAUUGUCAGCUUCAUGAUUGACAGAACAUGAUUGAUGAUUUAAACAGAUCGUCAUUUUCAUUCCUAAAAAAACCCAUUGCUUUUUCAAAAACUGCCCUGUCAGCCAGCUUUCAUUGGAGGGGGCAGAUUAAAGAUAACUUAGAUAUGCAUGGUCCUAAGGAAUUCUUUUAAGAGGGAAAUAUCUUCCAAAGUAGUUACACCUUCCUCCCCCCAACAAUAUAUUAGGGACACAUUUAACUUUACACUUUCUUCAUACUUCUCACUCAAGAUCUGUGUAAAAAAAAAAAAAAAAAAAACCAACAACCAAA
Poecile atricapillus (Black-capped chickadee) is the source of this 4042-nucleotide messenger RNA. RefSeq names its product transcription factor Dp-2 (gene TFDP2). The coding region runs from base 347 to 1675 and encodes 442 amino acids. The transcript is spliced from 13 exons. Gene Ontology annotation, biological process: regulation of cell cycle; regulation of transcription by RNA polymerase II. Gene Ontology annotation, molecular function: RNA polymerase II transcription regulatory region sequence-specific DNA binding; DNA-binding transcription factor activity, RNA polymerase II-specific. Gene Ontology annotation, cellular component: nucleus; transcription regulator complex. NCBI's taxonomy places the organism in Eukaryota, Metazoa, Chordata, Aves, Passeriformes, Paridae. The record is from RefSeq and is a predicted model, not a curated record.